AUGUUUCAUUAUUGGCGAGUCACUGUCUGGGACCAGAAUGGCGAUCCAGGAUGGAGUCCGAUCAACGAGUUCUUCACCGCAUACCCACGCUCCAGCGGUCUGCUUCCGCCCUAUAGUAUGAACCAAACUUACAUGCCGCACACCAGUCUCAUCUUCCGCACCUGGUUUGAAGAUGAGGUAAACCGAUGGAAAGGUGUCUGGAUUGGUGACAACGGUGACAAGCCAAUAUAUCUGAGAAAAGCUGUGCAUUUGGAACGGAAACCAGCAAGAGCCAUUGUGCUUGCGUCCGGGCUUGGCCACUUCAACUUCACCUGCAAUGGCGAUCCUGCUGCGUCAAACGGACACGUGCUAGACCCCGGAUGGACGAAUUAUCAUAGGACUGUACAAUAUGUAGCAUAUGAUGUAUCCAGUAUCCUGAAUGCCGGAGCUAACGUCCUAGGCGCGCAUUUGGGGAACGGCUUCUACGCUGGAGACCAGGGCGAUGACCGCUUCUUUUGGCCCUGCUACGAAGACAAUACAUACGUCAGAUACGGGAAUGAGCUUUGUUUCUUUGCAGAGCUGCACCUGUUCUACCAAGACGGCACGCGAGAGAUUGUUACCACUGGCCCUGAUUGGAAAGUGCGAAAGAGCGCGACAACGCUAGCCAACAUUUAUUCAUCGGAGACCAAAGACUUUAGGGCCUAUCCGGUCGGCUGGGAUACAUCAAAUUAUCAAGAAGAUGGUCUGUGGUCAAACGCGACGCCAGUUACUGGCCCAAGAGGAAAGCUAAAAUACCAGAGUCAGCCCCCUGUGGUAUUGCAUGAAACGUUUCAACCAAAGACAUCAACGACGAUUGAGCCAGGAGUUGUUAGCUUUGACUUUGGCCAGAACAUGACAGCUAUGAUCAAGCUCCAGGUGUCUGGACCUGCUGGAUCGGAAGUCAUUGUGCGUUUCUCUGAAACAAUUGGCGAAGAUGGACGAGUUUUGAUGCCCGAUCCUCUCUUCAAGCAAUUUGAGACAGGAGUGUUCUGCAGAUUCAUACUAGCUGGCACAGGCGUUGAAACAUGGGAGCCGGACUUUUGUUUCACAAGCGCUCGUUACAUUCAAGUCGAGGGUGUUGCUCUUGAACAAGGUCGUAAUUUGCCGGUGGUGCGGUCCAUUGUUAGUCGACAUGUUUCGUCAGCAGCUCGACGCCUGGGCACUUUGAAAACCGACAAGGAGGAUGCAAAUUCGCUCAUCAGCAUGUGCUACUGGUCAUUUGUUAGUAACCUGUUCAGCUACCACACAGAUUGUCCGCAGAUUGAGAAGUUCGGCUGGCUAGAAGUCACGCAUCUUCUCGCCCCAGCAACGCAGUAUAUCCGCGAUAUGGAGUCGCUGUACUCCAAAAUACUCGACGACAUUGUUGACGCACAAGAGCCUAGCGGGCUGUGUCCAACCAUGGCGCCUGAGAUUCGGUACAUGUGCGGGCCCCUCCACGACACAAUAACUUGGGGUGGCGCAGUCGCUUUGUUACCCGAAAUCCUUCGCUUCUACUACGAUUCGACUCAUAUCUUUGAGAAACUCUUCAAUCCAUGCGUACGCUACAUGGAUUACAUCAAGACAAAGGAACGAGAAGGUGGUUUGAUCGAACAUGGACUAGGCGACUGGGGCCGUGAUAUUGCUUUCGGCAACAAUCAAGCUAACAUCGAGACGGCAAUCUACUAUCGUUGCUUGAGGAAUGUUCAGCGUAUGGCACAUGAGCUUGGAAAAGCUGAUGCGGAGGCUCGUUUCAGCGAAUGGGCGGAUCGAAUCGCCAGGGUGUAUAACGACAAGUUGCUCGUUACGGACAAGACACUUUACCCUUAUGUCUUCUACACAUCUCGGGACGACCCCGUGAAGCGGGACCGUAAUAUGGUGGCUCAAGCAGUCGCCUUGCAGUUCCAUCUGGUUCCUCCUCAAUACAUAUUCGAAGUUCAACACGCUUUUCUAGAAGAUUGUGCCGCCUCUGGCAAUAGAAUACAAGCUGGCGAAAUCGGACUUAAGUAUAUCUGGAAUACCCUUGCAGACCUCGAUCGUCCAGAAAUUGUCCUCGAAAUGGCUCGACAAGAAGAACACCCUUCUUACAUGCGCUUCUUGAGGCGCGGCGAAACAACGCUUAACGAGUUCUGGCAAGAUGCAUGCCGCAGUAAAUGCCAUGACAUGCUUGGUACAAUCUACGAAUGGUGUUACGAGGCAGUGUUAGGCUUGAAACCAGAGACCGAAGCCUAUCGCACGUGGACCGUAAAGCCACCGCUGAAGUCCGAAUUCAAGCAUGUCGUAGGCAGCAUGGAGUGUCCGUAUGGUUUGAUCGAGAUCGAGUACGACGAAGAUCAUGAAGGCAGGGUCUGCAUGAAGGUCACAGUUCCGACAAGCACAACUGGGUAUCUUGUGUUACCAAGAGACGAGAGCGAAGUAAUAGUUACAAGGAGAGGCGCGCAGCCUACGAAGCGUGCGGGUCGGAAGAUAGGCUUGAAGCCUGGCAAGUAUGUACUACAAAUUAUGCCGUAG
Parastagonospora nodorum SN15 is the source of this 2505-nucleotide messenger RNA. RefSeq lists its product as hypothetical. NCBI's taxonomy places the organism in Eukaryota, Fungi, Ascomycota, Dothideomycetes, Pleosporales, Phaeosphaeriaceae. Gene Ontology annotation, biological process: carbohydrate metabolic process. The coding region runs from base 1 to 2505 and encodes 834 amino acids. The record is from RefSeq and is a predicted model, not a curated record. The transcript has a single exon.